Cantharellus anzutake is the source of this 1873-nucleotide messenger RNA. RefSeq lists its product as uncharacterized. The transcript has 5 exons. Gene Ontology annotation, molecular function: calcium-dependent phospholipid binding; calcium ion binding. The record is from RefSeq and is a predicted model, not a curated record. Lineage: Eukaryota; Fungi; Basidiomycota; Agaricomycetes; Cantharellales; Hydnaceae. Gene Ontology annotation, cellular component: cytoplasm. The coding region runs from base 210 to 1598 and encodes 462 amino acids.
CCUAUAAAAACAAAGGCAAAUCAGUUGACGCAAUCGAUGCGCAGUUGAAUAGAAAUGAACGCGGCAAGUCAGCAGUUACACCCAGCCACGUCGUUUCACCAAGGCAGCGCUUGCGCGAUUUGCGACAGGCAAUACCCUUUAUUUUUCAAUAAGCAACGCGUUGGGUCAACAAUUUGUCAUUGCAUAACUCGUUCGAUCCCUCCGUCAUCAUGAGCUAUUAUCCUCCCUUCAACGGCUACCCGCCUGUGCAGGACCCUUACCAUUCGUCGUACCCAGGGUAUCCGUCCCCCGCACCGCCUAUGCCACAGGGACCACCACAGGGCUACCCACCCGGGCCUCCGUCUGGAUCCCAAUCUCCUUACGGAUACCCUCCGCCUAGUGGUCCUCCUCCACCUCAGUCGGGCUAUCCAGGUCCUCAGUCAACCUACCCCGGCGGCCCUCCUCCAAUCCCUUACAACUCCCGUCCUGGAGCUUAUCAGCCUGCCUCUUCACAAUCACACGGUGGUCAUACAUAUCCAGAUGCUCCAUUCUCCCAUCCACAACAACCCUCCUACCCAGGUUAUGGAGGCCCGCCGAUGUAUCUUGGGACACCCAUUCCUCAUCACUUGGUGACGUUUUAUCAGCCACCACCAGUUCAAGGAUACCAGAAUGAAGUUCAGCGAAUGAGAAAGGCUACAAAGGGCUUCGGGACUGAUAACAAGGCCGUAAUCGACAUUCUCCACCCCUUGAAUGCCAUUCAAAUGGACGAAUUCUCUAGGGCAUACCAGGCUACCUUCGGGACGAAUCUAAUUGACCUCAUGAAGAAGGAAACGAGCGGCUAUUUCGAGUUUGGUUUGGUUGGACUCGUACAAGGCCCGUUGUUAUGGGACGUUACAUUGAUUGAGAAAGCAUGCCACGGAGCCGGCACCAAUGAGAUUCUUUUAAAUGAGCUUCUGUUGGAUCGCACGAAUGCCGAAAUUUCUGCCCUCAAAGGAGCUUACGAGCGGAAACACCGCCGGUCGCUCCAAUCAACGGUCGAAGGAGAGUUAUCUCUCGACACCAAACGCCUCUUCAAUAUUGCACUGAGCGCCAAUCGCGAUGAAUCAGACACUGGAAACCCUAACUACCAGCCUGACCCGGCUCGUGUCAACCAAGAUGUGCAAACAAUCAAGAAUUACCGCGGAUAUGGCGACUCUAUGCUUGUUUGCAACAUCAUCCUCAAUUCGAACAGAUCACAUUUGGCAGCUGUCGCCCAAGGCGUGUUGCACGCUACCAAGAGGACCAUACAACGACAUAUCCAAAGUGCAUUUUCGGGACAUAUGGAACAAGCGCUACUCUAUGUUCUUGACGGGAUUUCGACGACACCCGGCCCUCCACCUGAGGGCAAAGUCUACGGCGUGGAGCGAGACGCAGGAUUACUGGUCCAAGCCAUGAAGGGUUUAGGCACGAAGGACGAGCAACUGACCUGGCGUAUCAUCAGACUGCACUGGAAUAAACCACGCUUUGAAGUUGUCAAGGCCGCAUUCCAUCACAAGGAGGGCAAGGCGCUGGUCGCGAGGGUCAAAUCUGAAACAAGCGGUAACUAUCGUGAUUUGUUAUGCAUCAUCGUGGCCAAUUAGUUUGACACAAGCUUGGUCUGUGUGUUCCGGAGUUUCGUGUGCGAAACCUGGAUCUUUCAGCGGUUUAUUCUUGGCAAGCUUUUCUUAGAAUUAUAUCAUAGUUUCCGCCCGUACAUUCGGAAUCGUGCGUUUAAUGUCCUAUGAAAUCCGUAGAGUUUGCGCCCGCUGGUGUAAAUCCGCUGUAUGAGAGAUCUGGCCUUCGUUUGACAGCCGUAAUUUGAAUUUGCAAGGGCCAACGGGAAUAGCCGGACUGGAGCAACGUUGACUGCAACACU